Molecule: messenger RNA, 2209 nt
Organism: Amphimedon queenslandica
Lineage: Eukaryota; Metazoa; Porifera; Demospongiae; Haplosclerida; Niphatidae
Product: exocyst complex component 7-like
Exons: 22
Coding region: 37-2076 (679 amino acids)
Biological process (GO): exocytosis
Cellular component (GO): exocyst
Molecular function (GO): phosphatidylinositol-4,5-bisphosphate binding
Source: RefSeq, a predicted model, not a curated record
UGUGUGGGCGUGUUUUGGUGACGUCACCACUUCAAAAUGGAGGCCGUUGCUGCAAGAAGAAAACACAUAGAAGCUCGCCUAGCUCAAGAUGAGGCAAAGAUUAAAGAGUUAUCAGAAAGAUUGUCACAAAGCGAGAAAUUAACAAAAGACAUGGUUGAUAUUCUGGACUCUUUUGAUGGCCGCUUGACUAAAAUGGAUAAAACAAUAAUGCCAGUGUAUAAGAAGACGAAACAAUUGACAGCUUUACAAGAAAAUAUUGAUUCUACAAUGACUAAACUACAGCAAGUCAUUGAUUACCAUCACGUUGCCGAUGAAGUUGAUCCAAAAUUGAGAGAAGGACCUAAAGGUAAUUUUGAAGCAUAUUUGAAAUUAUUGGACAAGUUAAGAGCUGCUGUUGAUUUCUUUCGUCAUAACAAUCCGUCCAGCAUGGAGUUAUCACACGUGACAACUUCAUUUGAUCGCGGUAUCGAAAUACUCGAAAAGAACUUUAGAGAUUUAUUGCGACAUAAUUCCGAGCCAGUUCCUUAUGCAGUCCUUCAAAAGAUGGUGGACUUGGAAUUGUCACAAGCAGGAGAUGAAAUCCAAGCCUCACCCACUAAACAAGCCACGCCGACAAUACAGCACCUUCCUGACGGUGUCGUGAAAGACCUCAGUACAGUUGCACGCUAUGUCGUGACUUCAGCUGCUGAAAAUAGAGGAGACAUUUUGAAUAAUUAUGGACAAAUAAGGUCUAAUACGUUGGGAAGGACCCUCUCUUCGUUUUAUGAUAAUAACACACCAAGAAAGCAAGCCUAUGCCUCUUCUUUUGCAGUCAAGCCUGCUACUCCAACAAAGAAACAAGGUGGCAAAAAGAAAGAUAUAACUGGACUAGCAAGGAGUAAAAUAGUUCAAGGCAAGCUCUCAACUUCGUCAUUACUAGCUGGAGAUGGAGCAGUCACUUCAGAUGAACCGUUGGAGGGUGCAACAGUAGUUGUUAAAUUGUCAAUAAUUUUAAUGAAAUUAAUGAAGUCUGAAUUCGUGUUGAUGGAGCGUAUCGUACCACAGAGACACCACAGUCAUGUGUUUAACAUCAUCAUAUCAGAACCGAUUAACUAUCUCAUAUCCAAGGGAGAUAGUGUCCUCACACUGGCUCAGCGGCAGAUGACAAGGCACGAGUUUCUGACAAUUAUUUCAAUUUUAAAAAUAGUCGAAGCACUUUACAAGACCCUCCCGGAAUAUAAAUCACUUUUAUUUAAUGCAACUGGAGGGGAGGAGCUAUAUGUGAAGUUUGGGCAUUUGCUUGGAAGGUGUGAAAAACUAGCGUCAAAAGGAUUACAAGAUUACAUCGUGUACAUUAAAGGCGACUCUGAAAAAGUUUCUAAUCUUCCACGAGAUGGAACAGUACACGAACUAACGAGCAAGACGAUGUGGUUCCUGGAGCAAAUGCUAACAUUCUCAGACACUGUGGGCAGACUACAGCUGAAUCACGAGGGUUACUAUGAUCUUGAAGAUUGUAGAAAAGCAGUUGGAAAUUUUAUGGUUCAAACCCUCAAUGCCCUUGCAUUGAAUAUGGAGCAAAAAGCCAGAAACUAUGAGUCUCCUGUCCUAGCAGCUGUCUUCUUAUUAAACAACUAUUCAUUUGUACACUCAACAUUCACCAGGAAAGAGCUCAUGCUUGACCUCAUGAGAAUGGCUUUAAGAGAUAUUGAAGAGAAUUAUGUAACUUUAAUAGACAACCAGAGGAGCGGAUAUCAGAGAGGGUUUGCUAAAUUGUUGGGUCAUUUGGGACAUUUGUCAGUUAAUCUUCCUCCCACUAAGAACCAAAAACAAGCACUGAAAGACAAGUUCAAAGGGUUUAAUGUUGAGCUUGAGGAGCUAUUCAAGACCCAGCAGCAAUAUUCAAUCCCAGACCCCACUCUCAGACGAAGAGUGAGGGAUGAAAUAGUACAACUUGUGAAUAUACCCUAUGAAGCAUUUUAUGACGAGUAUUCUGGGGUAAAUUUUACUAAAAAUCGAGAUAAAUAUAUAAAAUAUACUCCAGAUGAUGUUGAAGCUAAAUUGCUUUCUUUCUUUGACCAGGGGGCGGGGCUUCAGUGAAGGCCACUCCCAAUUAUUUUUUCACCGUUUGUUUUUUAAGCCAUAAUGAACACUAACAUCUACAAUAUACCAGUAAUUUGUGUGAAAGAUUUUAAAAAUGAAAAAAUUCCGUAGCUUUUUAAAAUUAAAAAAA